Molecule: messenger RNA, 2997 nt
Organism: Branchiostoma floridae (Florida lancelet)
Lineage: Eukaryota; Metazoa; Chordata; Leptocardii; Amphioxiformes; Branchiostomatidae
Product: fibrous sheath-interacting protein 1-like
Exons: 15
Coding region: 198-2423 (741 amino acids)
Source: RefSeq, a predicted model, not a curated record
ACCCUAGAUAUGUACAAAAUAACAUUUAAUUUUAUUAUCCCAUGGUGCAGCUCGCAGAUCAGAGGUCAAGAAAAUGGCGGAAAAUAUUUCGUUGCUGCUGGAGAUGUGACGCCAACUUUUUGUUUUCAGGUGUAUAUUCCAGUUUUCGUCCUCAACGAAGCCUCAAUUUCACAGAUAUGGCAAACUGAAGGUCAGCCAUGGACAUCACCAGAGGCAGUCUAGAGAGCAUCACUAAACCGGCCCGUUCCAGUCGGUCGCGUCCCGACAGCAGGGUGUCCCUGAGUAGUGCCUCCUCCAGGAGGAGUUACACUGGAACAUCCAUGGGGUCGCUGGAAAUCCUCACCCCAGAGCCUCCACUGCUGCAGUAUGAGGAAGAGGAUAUAGAGCUUGAAGAGUACCUGUCCUCAGAUGACUCUGCCAAUGAGAGUGGAGAGGAGAGCGCCAGGUACCGACUGUCCAGCGAGCUGUCUGACGUGCCUCAGUAUGAUCGCAGCGGCGCCCUGAGUCUGGGCAGACAGAUGGAGGAAGCCUACAAGGCUGGGGUGGAGGCUGCGCAGAAGUCUAUAGCAGCCAGCCAGUUGAUUCCAAUAGGGCGGGAGAAUGGAACACCCGAUGAUGAUGAUGAUGUUUCUCUUAAUGAAAGUGGGACGGACUCUCCACUGCCCAUCACUGAUGGACAAGAUGAAGGGGAGGGUGGAGGAGAUGGUACUGAUGAGAGCACUGAGGACCCAAAGCUUCGAGCAGCCAUUAAAAAGAUGGAAAAACUUGAUCGUAUCUUAGCCAAGAAAAUGUUAAGGGAGAAAGAAGUUAAGAGACAGCGGAUGGACCUCUUCAAAAGGUUGAAGGAUGAGAUGGGUGAUAUCAAGCCUGAAGGACGGGAUGAGCAGAAGGAGGUGUCUCACAACACCAUGAAGUUCCUCGCUCUUGCACCUCCUGAAAGUCACAACCAAGUUGUUUACGAGGAAAACCCUGAGUUUGUGCCAGUGUUCCAGACUCAGGCUGAGGAGGAUGGACGGAGCACUGCCUCCAGUAAGGCUGGGACCCAGGCUACCACAGACAGGCCCUCUCACAGGGGCACAUCAGGUGGACAGAGUUCCCGCACUACUUCUCAGCAGAGCUCUGUUGCAGGUGCUGCUAGUGGCAAGGAGGAUCAAAGAAGAAGAAGACGGUCGAAGAAACAAUCACGCAGCAAGGGAGAAGGUUCUGGAGACAAAGAGAAACCCGAUUUCAUCAAGAGAAACAUUCAGUUGGCCUCAGAUGCGAACAGCCUGAUCGCCAUGACUGAUGAUGAGAAGAAGCGACUGGAGGAACUACUGGAGAACAUUGAUACAGAGGAUGACAGUCAGGCUGCAGACACACCUGUGAACCCGUUCCAGCUGGCCCUGGUCCCCGGCACUGGUUUCACACCUGAGGAGGACGACAUGAAGGCACUCCGAGAUAUCGACUCUAAACUACAGGUGUUGUUGCCACCACAUGAUUAUGAGUCGAUCUGCAGCACUCCCAGGAACUUCGACAUACAGAAUGAUGAGCUGUUCCAGAUGACGGACCUGCGCUCGUCGCUGGACGUGAUGCAGCUAGGCGAGCGUGUGCUGCGGGACACGCGGCAGGUCCGCGACCAGCAGCACCGCCUGCAGGACAUCGAGCGGGAGCUGGAGGAGCUGCAGACACAGGUGGAACAGGAGAUGGAGUCCCCCAGCCUGUCAGAGUACCAGUUACAGGCCCUGCUGGACCAGUGUGCCCAGGUGUCCUCCCGAGCCACCUCGGAGACCCAGUCCCUGCAGGAGUCCCUGUCCCCCAGGUCCCAGUCCCUACAGGAGUCCCUGUCCCCCAGGUCCCAGGCCUCCUCCAGAUCGUCCCGCCUCACCAUGGCUUCUGUAGAAACACCCAGGCUGCCGGAGGAUACCCUCAGGAAGCUGCUGGAUGAAGCCAGCAAGUCAGUACGAGUGAGACAUGAAGAGUCUGAGUCUGAGGAGCAAGGCCAACCUUCCUACAUGGAGAUGGCAGAGGGAGCACUAGGCAGGAGACUGGCUGUGUUAGAUGUGAAUGGGGAUGUGGACAGGCCAGCUGAAGAUGCCUCCUCCCAGCCUCAAGGGGACGACUCCUCCUACCUAGCCCGGGCGCAGGCCAUGCUGGCUGCUAGGAAACAAGACAUACUAGUUGAAUCAGUGUCGGAGGACACCAUACAGGAACUACUGCAGAAUCCACGCGCAACAUCGCAGUCGUCCUGUCGGAGCUCCCGACCCCCGUCCAGCUGCAGCAGUCCCAGAACCCCCAGGGGGUCCGCGGAGUCGGCCGUGUCUCCGCGUAGGCCUGCCGCAGCGCCGCAGGAGGGCCCCCCACAAGUGGGCAUCUCGCUGGAGCAGGGCAGCGGAGGUGGGACACGUGAGACAGAUUUAAUGCAUGGUGAGCCGGGGCAGGAUUAAGUCUUCCAGGGUUGUCCGGUAAUUUCCUGUCCCGCGAUCAUCUGUCCUUGGUGUCCCAGACAUCACGGCAUGACGCAGUGUCCACUCUGCCACCCCUGGCCCAAAACUCUGUCCCCUGCAUUGGAGCUGAUUAAUUCGUUGAUUAAUCUCAUGGGGAAUUUGUUAAGCAGGUGUACUGAGGGGGACACAGGUCAGCACGGGAUGCUGGCAGGGUGCCCACUGCCAAGGUUAGCAGUUAUACUGCUGCAGGGAAGAUGGUCGUCACUGCUGAUAGUCAGAGCUGCUAUUACUGCAAAAUAGCCUGUUUGAUACCUAAUGUCCACCAAAAGCAUGUACAUUUUAUAUUAAUAGGUGUAAAAAUUCUGUGAACAUUGUGUUGAAAAACAAGCCAUUGUGUUGUUAAGCUGUACAUACUUACCUUGCACUUGUACUUUGUGAAAAUAUAUUUGCUGCUCUGGCAGAAACGAUACUUCAUUCUGCUGUUUAUCUAAGCUGGCACGCUCCCAAUGACACUGUCAUCCCGGAUUGUACUGUAAAUAGUAGUCAGUGUAAUAAAGUGUCACCUGAGACAUCU